This is a messenger RNA of Polistes dominula (European paper wasp), 1740 nucleotides long. It is a transcript of the gene Tis11, whose product is annotated as Tis11 zinc finger protein. Lineage: Eukaryota; Metazoa; Arthropoda; Insecta; Hymenoptera; Vespidae. Gene Ontology annotation, molecular function: mRNA binding; metal ion binding. The record is from RefSeq and is a predicted model, not a curated record.
GAAAGAAAAAAAACUAUAAUUCUUUUUCUUAAAAAGUGUUGAAGUUCAAGUAGAAGAAAAAUAAAAAGGGAAGAUAAGACAAGAUUGAACGGAUACGUAGUGUUUUUGUGCAUCAAUAAAAAAAAAAACAACAACAGAAAUAAAAGAAAGGGAAGAAAGGAGAAGAGGAGAAGAGGAGAAUAAUAAAAAAAAGAAAUUAGAAAAGAGAAGAAAAUCUGAAAGAACAUGUCGACUGCCGUCAUGACUACUUCGUCCGUAUUCGAAUGCAGCGAGUCUCUCUUUAAGAACACGAAUUCUACGAAGAGCAAGGAAACAGCAAAUACCAGCGUGGUACCGAUUUCAUCUGUCAACAACAGUAACAAUGCAACGAGCGGGGGUCACGCACCUCUUCGUCGUAGUUACACAUCAUUUGUGACGACGUUGAUUGAACAACAUCGUAAACUCGACAGGAGCGUUAGCGAACCAACGUCCCGUUACAAGACAGAACUUUGCCGACCGUUCGAGGAAAGUGGCGCCUGCAAAUACGGGGACAAGUGUCAGUUCGCGCAUGGGUAUACCGAAUUACGAAAUUUGGCUCGUCAUCCAAAAUAUAAGACUGAGCUAUGUCGCACCUUCCAUUCAAUUGGUUUUUGUCCAUACGGACCACGGUGCCACUUCAUUCACAACUUCGAAGAGGCACGCAUACAUAAUCAGAAGGUUAGCGACGAGAUAGGCUUACCUCAGCCAAACAUCUUGGGUCUUAAUCCGUUUCUGGCGGCUGCAGCCGCAGCAGCAGCCGUAUCUAACAAUGCUGGUACAACUACAACAAGUAACAACAACACCAACAGUAAUGCUGCAACAACAGCAGUCACGGUAGUUUCCGGUACUGUUGCUACUCAUAACAACAACAUCCCUACCCUGAAUUCUACCAAUUUUAACGUCGGUUUGCUCAAACGGAUUGCUGUUGCUAGUUCGCCUCAAGAAGUAGCAGUUGCUGCAGUAACAGCCGCCGCUAACAAUUCAUCCCAAAAUCUAAUUAGAACAAAUUCUUUGAAUUCAGCUUAUAGUUCAGCUAAUGUAUUUAUUCCACCCUUGAUCCGAACCAAUUCUCUAAGCCUGGGCUCGACUCAACAACAACCACAACAGCAACAUCAUCACCAGCCACAACAACAACAACAGCAACAGCAGCAACAUAAUCAUCAUCACCAUCAUCAUCAUCAUCGUCAAACUUGUGCCAAUGUCGUCAGGAGUAGUUCAAUCGUUGGAUCAACCAGGCCAAAACCAUUGAACCUCAGUCCAACUUUCUCACUUGGUAGUUCUGCGGAUUCCGGUUCACCACCAUCUAGUCUCAGUCAAUCACCCACCAAUUCAAUGGCAAGUUUCUUUGGCGACGAACAAGGAAACUUAACGGCCAGUAAUAGCCUGUCGACAACUGCAUUCAGUUUUGGACAUAAUUUUGGAUUAAUCGAACCUAGACAAACUCCAAGUCCUCACACGAAUCUUUGCAGUUCCUCCCUCAGUUCCGAUGACAUUGCACCUAGAACUCCAUCACCGUUAUCACCUAACGCCGAGUCAAGGUUACCCGUAUUCAAUAGGAUCAGUAGCAACCUUGGUGACUUUGAAAAUCUUAAGAUCUAAAUUAAUUAUUCUUAAUCGUUACACUAUCUUACACUUGUGCGCCUGUAUGUGUUUUCUCUUUUUGCAACAUCUUGAAAGAAAACAUAUGCGCUUGGUUUUUUUUUCCUUUUUUUUUUCCUCUUU